AUGUCUUCGUUCGCAAGUCCUAUUCCUCCGCCUGUUUUUGACUCGGAUGAAUCGGAUGUAGCCAGUCAGCAAUCUACAGACAGUAGUUAUCUAGCGUCACAAUUUAAUCGACGAACUCGUCUCUCAUUUUCACCGAGAUUAACUGUUAAUAGUAGUUGUAGUCAAGUUUUACCACCAUCAUCAGCAUUUUUUGAUGAUUCAACAUGUGGUAGCUGUAGUCAACCAUCGCAAGAUGAUUCACGUUUUCAUAGUCAACCAUCGUCCCAACAAGAUUUCAUUCUUAAUGAUUCAAUAAAUAUUGAAUCAGCAUUAUCUCGUUUAACAACAUUAUCUCAAACGCCAUCCGAAGUUUCCUAUCAAUCAUCACCUAUAUCUUCGCAUAUUAAAAAAUCCAAUGAAUUCAAAUCGCCUUGUCGUCUUCGUUAUACACCAUUGUCUAGCAGUGUUGCUACAAAACAAACAACAAGUUAUACAGUUAAAUAUGCAACAAAGAGUACUACAAAUACAAAUAAGCGUAAACGAAGUACAACACGAAAUCGAGAGACAAAAGUUCGAUCGAAUACGUCUAUAGCUGGUGUUUCAUUGAAAACACCCGAUCAAUCACCGUGUACACGACGUAAAAAUCUUGAUUAUGUACAAGAAAGUACAUUUCGUUCACCAAAAGUUCAACGUCGAAGUCGUCAACACGAUGAUUCAAUUAGUUUAACAACAUCAACAAUAUCAAAUCAUGAACAAUCAAUAUCAAAGCCGAAAGGAGAUCUAGUCAAUACGAAUCCAUUUAGUCCACAAUUAGAUUCUUCACUCAUAAAACGUGCUAAACUUGAUUCUCCAUAUAAACCAACCAACAAAACAAGUACUACACCAACACCACGUUAUCGUACACGUCUUGUUGCUAAACGUGAUCAACAAUCUACAGCUCAUGUUCCAUCGGAUACUCAACAAUCAUUACGUAUCGUUCCUGCUGAUUCACCAUUGUUACGUGAAUUAACUAUUCGACGAUUUGAUGAAGAAUUUCAUCAAGAAUAUCUACUUGGUCAAGGAGAAUUUUCUCAUGUUUAUCUAUGUAAGAAUCGUCUCGAUGGCAUAACCUAUGCUAUUAAAGCUUCUAAACAACCAGUGGUUGGUACAAGUUACGAACAAAUGGCAUGGCGUGAAACAUGUGCGCAUGCUGUACUUAUAUCACAUGAAAAUUUAGUACGAUACCAUUCAGCAUGGAUUGAACCCGAUGGAAGAUUUUUUGUUCAAUUAGAAUAUUGUAAUUCUGGAUCAUUAGGUGAUAUUCUGGAAAAAAAUCGUCGCAAUCAUAUGUUUACUAAUGAACCACAAUUAAAACAAAUUGUUCAUCAAAUUAGUGAUGCAUUAGCAUUUAUGCAUGCACAAGAUUUGGCACAUUUGGAUAUCAAGCCAGCGAAUAUUAUGUUAUGUCAACGUUCAGUAAAUUUAGAAAAAGACAACGUUGAUUAUGAUGAUGAUCGUACGAAUAAUAUUAUUUAUAAAUUAACUGAUCUAGGACAUGUUAGUCAGAUAAGUUUAUCAACAAGUGAAGAAGACGGUGAUAGUCGUUAUUUAGCAUUAGAAGCAUUACAAAAAUCAAAAUCGAAACAAAUCAAUUUAGCUAAAUGUGAUAUUUUUUCGUUAGGUUUAACAUUAUAUGUUUGUGCAACAAAUCGCGAAAUGCCUAAACAAGGUAAUGAAUGGCAACAAUUGAGAUUGAAUAUUACACAUUAUCUUCAUGCUAUUUCACAUUGUACAAAUCAAUUCAAUGAAAUUAUACUUGGACGUAUGUGUAAUAUUGAUCCUAAUCAAAGACCAUCAGCCUAUGAACUUUUGCUGAAUCCUAUUGCCAGUCCAACAUUCCCGACUAGUCGGGAAUCUCUACGACAUAGUUUAAAACGUGAACGCCAUAAAAAUUUAAUGUUAAACAAAAAACUACUCAGCCAUUAUCUUUUAACAAAUUCAUCCGAUCUUCAAACAUUGCCACUAAGCGUCAACGAUACAAACAACACAAGUCUUCAAUGUCAACCAUUAUUUGUUUCUCCUACACAAUCGACGGUUCCACAACUUCAAUAUGCCUCAACACCUAAUGAUUAUUCAAGAAAAUUACUAAUUAACACAUCGACUACGCCAUCGCAUGUAACCGCAGCAAAUAUGAAUCAAUCGUUUGCAUCGCCCUUACGAGGUGGUUCGCUUGCAACUAAACAAUCAACGAAACCGGUCGGAUCCAAUAUGCUUCGUCAUUAUUCUAGUAUCAUCUAG
This is a messenger RNA of Rotaria socialis, 2256 nucleotides long. NCBI's taxonomy places the organism in Eukaryota, Metazoa, Rotifera, Eurotatoria, Philodinida, Philodinidae. The record is from the annotation of a GenBank genome assembly.